UCAUUCAUACCAUACUUCAUUUGAGUGUACCUGUCAUAACUGUCAUUUCAAUUUCAUUCAAGUUAAAGUUUACGAAUAUUGAAAAACUUGGAAACUGCAGUUUUAAUUAUUUUGUAAAGUGAUAAUUUGGAACCGGGUGGUUACGCUGGCUUAAGUAUAGAACCCAGCACCAUGUUACCGGAGAUACACAAGAAUGCAGUGAUGCAUGGCUGCAUCGACUACUUCUGCCUGGUCUGCGAGGAGUUGCUGAAGCACGACCACGAGGUGGAAGCUCACAUCACCAAGCCGGUGCACAGGAGUAACCUGGAGAAGACCUUGUAUGUUGAGAGCUGUAGCAGCGAUCACAUUAGGAAGGUCAAAAAAGGAUACUACUGCCAAUUCUGCAACAUGCUUGUGUCUACAAUGGCCAAAAUUAAUUUGCACAUUAAAGAUGAGAAGCAUUUGUUUAACAAAAUGGAUGACUCAGACGGUGACAUCAAAAGAUCAGCUUUCCUCAAGUGGGUUAAAAAUGCAGUUAUAGCCUUUGAUGAUGUCCUCAUAGAUGAAUUUACGUGGAAUGGAUUUAUUGAUAACACUUGUAUGAUUUGUGACGUGGAAUUUGACGAUGCCGAUAUUCAUAAGAAUGAAACCGAGCAUAUCCUCAAAUUGAUUCAGGCUAAAGUGCAAAUUGGUGCUGACAACAUAUCACGCAAAGUAGAUGAUUCAACAUACCAAUGCUUAACAUGUAACACAGUCAUCCCAACAAGUGAAAUGAUGACUCACUUUGAUAAACCAGAGCAUUCUAAAAUUUAUCUCGAGUGUCGUAAGGCGAAGCGAGCCUUCUUCAAUAAGAACGUUAUCGUCGCCAACCAAAUGGAGAGUCCUAAACUUGAAACAUCAAGUAAAACUUAUAAAGAAUCUAAUAUCCAAAUUGAUCAAGGUGAAAAAAAAGCACAAGAUAAAAAAGAGGAAGAAGAAAAGAAAAGGGCUGACGAACAGAAAAAGGAAGACGAAAAUAAAAAGGAGGAGGAAAAGAACAAGGAAGAAGAAAAGAAAAGGCAGGACGAGAAUAAAAAGGAAUUAGAAAGGAAAAGGCAGGAGGAAAUGAAAAAGGAGGCAGAAAAGAAAACUGAAGAAGCAGAAAGAAAAAGGGAGGAGGCAAAGAAAAAGGAAGAAGAAUUGAAAAAAGAACAAGCAAGGAAAAGGGAGGAAGAAAUGAAAAAGGAAGAAGAAAAGAAAAAGGAAGCGGAAAGGAAAAAGGAAGAAGAAAAGAAAAAAACAAAAGAAGUUGCAGAAACUAAAUCAGAAGAUGCAAGUUCGAAAAAAGUCCCCCAAAAAGGCAAGAGAAAAAUAAAAAAAGAGUAUGUGUCUGAUAUUUGUGACAUACUAGGGAUCUCCAACUACAUGCAAGUAACCAAUGAUUUUCAGGUUCACUGUCUGCUCUGUGAUCUUGAUGUGGCCUCGUGUCAGGAAUCUUUCCACGUCAACAGCCUGCACCAUAAGAGGCUGUUGACAUUGCAGAAUGAACGAGCUCAAAAGAUGAGAGCCAAGUACAGCAGAUCUGAGGACAAGAACACAAUAUCACCGGCUAAUAGGGAAGCAGAAAAGAACAGGACCAAAAUCAGUGCCUCUGCAGCAGAAUUCCAAAAGAAAAAUGUCCAGAUAGACUUGAUCAAUGACAAAGCUUACUGCAGUGAUUGCUCCCAAACUGUCAAGUUCAUAUUCGAAGAUAUCGAGAAGCAUAUAGCUGAUCAUAAGAACAAAGUGGCUGCUUCAACUGGUGAAAAAUACCCUGCAUUCAACAAAAGUGACUGCAAAAAGACGGCUCCAGCUAAAAGUGCUGUUAAGACUGAGGUCAUGAUUGAUGAAGAAACUGAGAAAUUCGCUGAAGAUAACCAACUGAGAUUGAUCCAGUCUAGCAACAUGGCCUUCUGCACGCCAUGCCAGCUGAAAGUGCCACUAUCACUGAAGAGCAUGAAACAACAUGUCAAUGGCACGGGCCACCAAACCUUGCAGAAAAAGCCCGAAGUUGAGAGACCGGAGUCUCCCCUAUACAGGACAAAGCCUAUGAAAUAUUUUGUUGAAACUUGCACGAUUGUAGAGAACAUGUUUAGACAUGAUGCGGUGAUCAAUGAUGAUAUUUGUGUGAACGUGAGCAGUUUCAUGUUUCUGACUCAGAUGGACGGGGUGAUCGAGUGCCUGGCGUGCGAUGAAACCGUGAAUGACGCUGAAGAGCACCACAAGACCAAGAUGCAUCAGAAAGUUAUGCAGGAAACUCCGGUCCUCUAUACUAUAGAUUCGGAGUUUAUCCGGGAGGUAAGAGACGAGAUCUACCACUGCGGCUUCUGCAACGAGACCGAGGCCGGCUGGGAUGACUUACAAGAGCACUUGAAGAGCUACCCACACAAGAGCAACCGGGAGUCAUGUGAGUACGCGUGGGAACAACACAUGCCUGCCAUCAGGAAGCAGAGGGCGGCUGAGCAGAGACAGACGGCUGAAUACGAGUUUCUGAUGCGGCUCAUGGUAGGCGCACAUUUUAAACAGUUCUAGAACUCAAUUCGUAAAGUCUGUUUUUUAAUCUCAGAUACUAAAUUGACAGCAGGGCUACUACGAAAAUCGAACGAACGAACGCUGUCAUGCAAUCGGUAAGCCUAAUAUAACGAGAUAGAGUCGUGGUUAUCGCUGCAUAUUUGUUGUGCCGAUUGCGUGAAAAUUCUUGUUCAUUCGUUCGUUCGAUUUUCGUUGUAGCCCUGCUGUCAAUUUAGAAUCUGAGAUUAAAAAACAGACUUUAGAACUGUUUUUCUAGCUCUAGUAAGGCCAACCGUUCGAACAGUGAAAAGCAAGAAGAGUUUGUGUGGCGCCACCUAUCGGUAUAUACGUUGUACUACAUCAGCGCCAUACAAAUUAUUUUACUUUUCAGUGAUCGAACGGUAACAAAAAGUCCAAAAAGAGGUAAUAUUAGGCACUGUGCCAAAGUGUACUAGAAAACUGUGCCUUUAAAUAAGUCCUUAUAAGUUUUCAAUUUUGUGUUUAUUUCAUGAAGUUAAUGUGUUUAUAAAAAAACUUAUGAUUAGUAAUCAAAUAUUUUUUCUAAUGUGCCAAACUUUAGUCAUCGUAAGUAUCGCAACUAUAUUUUGACCUCCUAGAUAUUCACGAAAAUUUUUACAAGUUUCUUUUUAUGAUGGUUUUAUCUAAGUAUUAAUCGUCAAGCCAUUGUAUCUGAAAGUUAUAAAUCAAACUAUAUUAAUCGAUAAUUUAGAAUUACUUACAUAACAUUUCGGUCACACACUCCGACUCACUGUAUACGAAGUAUACCUACCUACUAUUAUAAGUGUUAUUCCGAAAAAAGAGUUAGAGUGGAGGCUGUGUGAAUGAACCGUUAUAUUAGUUAUUAUUAUGCUGUUUUGUUUACCAAGUAUGUAAGUAGAAUGUACUUUGUUACUGUUACCAAAUCUCUGUUUUAAGUGCGUUAAUAAAGACUGUUGAUGGUGCCUUAACAUUGAUAGGAGUUUGUAUUAGAAUAUAAUAUUAUAAUAAGCAUUCCAAUAGUAAUAAACUUUGUAUACGUUUUGUAA
Plutella xylostella (diamondback moth) is the source of this 3554-nucleotide messenger RNA. The record is from RefSeq and is a predicted model, not a curated record. Lineage: Eukaryota; Metazoa; Arthropoda; Insecta; Lepidoptera; Plutellidae.